UUGGCCGGUCAGUUAUCAUUCAGACGCCAAACGCAAUACACAAAUAAAUUAUAAAUAUGGUGAAGCCUAUUCUCUAUGGUAUCGAUGCCAGUCCGCCAGUGCGUGCCGUCAAAUUGACGCUGGCUGCGCUGCAGCUGCCCUACGACUACAAAAUUGUCAAUUUGAUGAAUAAGGAGCAGCAUUCGGAGGAAUAUCUGAAGAAGAAUCCACAGCAUACGGUGCCACUAUUGGAGGAUGGCGAUGCAAACAUAGCCGACUCGCAUGCCAUAAUGGCGUAUCUGGUGAGCAAAUACGGCAAGGAUGACUCACUAUAUCCCAAGGAUCUGGUGAAACGCGCUCUCGUCGAUAAUCGCAUGUACUUCGAGUCGGGCGUCGUAUUCGCCAAUGCCCUGCGCAGUCUAGCCAAAAUGAUUCUGUUCCUCGGCAAGACGGAGGUGCCGCAGGAGCGCAUUGAUGCGAUUACCGAGGCAUACGAUUUCGUCGAAGCUUUCUUCAAGGAUCAGACCUAUGUAGCCGGCAAUCAGCUGACCAUUGCCGAUUUCAGUCUCAUCUCAUCUAUCAGCUCUCUGGUUGCCUUCGUGCCAGUCGACGCCGCCAAAUAUCCCAAGCUGAGCGCUUGGAUCAAGCGAUUGGAACAGUUGCCCUAUUAUGCAGAAAAUAGCACAGGUGCACAGCAAUUUGUCGCUGCUGUCAAAAGUAAGCCAUUCACAGUAGUUGGCUAAGUGUUAUCAGUUCUCUCAUUAGCUCUUUUGUAAUAAAUGUUUUGUUUUAUCUAAUCAUCGAUAA
This is a messenger RNA of Drosophila mojavensis, 786 nucleotides long. Its product is annotated as glutathione S-transferase 1. The record is from RefSeq and is a predicted model, not a curated record. Gene Ontology annotation, biological process: glutathione metabolic process. Gene Ontology annotation, molecular function: glutathione transferase activity. The coding region runs from base 57 to 722 and encodes 221 amino acids. Lineage: Eukaryota; Metazoa; Arthropoda; Insecta; Diptera; Drosophilidae. The transcript has a single exon.